Octopus bimaculoides (California two-spot octopus) is the source of this 2607-nucleotide messenger RNA. RefSeq lists its product as uncharacterized. Lineage: Eukaryota; Metazoa; Mollusca; Cephalopoda; Octopoda; Octopodidae. The record is from RefSeq and is a predicted model, not a curated record. Gene Ontology annotation, molecular function: sequence-specific DNA binding; DNA-binding transcription factor activity, RNA polymerase II-specific. Gene Ontology annotation, cellular component: nucleus. Gene Ontology annotation, biological process: regulation of transcription by RNA polymerase II; cell differentiation.
UUGUUUUCGUACAUACAUACAUAUACAUAUAUAUUUUCCUUACUUUUAUUCACGUUAUUGUUUAUUCUUUAUUUUCAUUUUCAUUAUUGUCAUUUCUUCUCUUUUUUUUUCUUUUUUGUCAUUGCCGCUGUUUAUUUGCCGUUGUUUUCCAACAACUUUUUUCUUCUCGCUAAGGUUAACCGGACAACAUAAAAAUCAACGACUUCACCAGACACACAACUCCAGUUUCUUUCUUUGGAAUCUACCAACUCAUUCAUCAACAACAGAUUAACGAAAGUAACGAAAUGCCAGUGGCAAACCAGAUAUCUCCUGGCGAAGAAAACACAGUUUUACCAAAGAUGCAGCUACAGUACUUCUCUGGUCAAUGCGACUUUGCAGAUUAUAGCUGUGAGAAAGACGACCGAGGCUCAUGUUUUACCGAUGACAUUCUACAAGAAAUAUUUGCACCUUAUUAUCCGACUGUCGCCCCUGACGCCAACCAAUCAAUUUUGUCGGUGCUGCAAGCAGGCAGUAUAGAUAACAACAGUUUCAUUAACGAACACAUGACUGAACCAACUGUGAAGGACGCUCAACUAUCGAAUGGAUUGCAUGUAUUAGAAGCGCCAUAUACAACGGCUAUGUCAGCUACAAAUCACCUUCCGCUCUCCAACAUCCAUACAACAGACGACUACGUGGGAAAUACGAACCCAGUUCAUUUUGAUUCCAUGGACAGCUUCGGUAGAAAUUAUUUAAUGAAAACUUGGCAAUACAAACACCCGAAACAUUGGUCGAGAAGCGAAGUAUUAGAUUGGAUUUUUUGGUCAAUUGAAAAUGAGAACUUAGAUGCGAGUCGAAUGCGAGGUGAAGCAUUUCAGAACAUUGACGGCGUUCAACUAUGUGAAAUGACUGUAGAGAAAUUUUUACAAAAGGAACCUAAUUACGGUGCUAUUCUCUUUCAAAUUCUCAGCUCUCUCAUUCACAAACACAGUCAAUGCAACCAAUAUAAGACAUAUCAGCCACCACAUCAUUAUCAUCUACAACAGCAACAACAACAACAGCCGCAGCAGCGGCAGCAUCACCAGCAACAUCAGCAACAACACCAUCAUCAUCAACAGCAGCAGCAGCAGCAGCAGCAGCAACAGCAACAGCAGCAGCAACAGCCACGACAGCAACCAUAUGUACAAGAGUCCUAUCCACAACUGUUACUACAUAAUCAACCGCAACAGCAGCAACAACAACAACAACAACAACAACAACAACAACAACAACAACAACAACAAACACAGUUGCAACCACUACCACGUCAGCACCAACAGUUAGAUGAAUUCAUACCAAACCAUUCCAAUACAAUGUUUAUUAGUUCUGAUAUGAAUCCCUUCUCUUCUUCUCCAUCGUUGCCACACUAUUACCCAUCGUCUCAGUUGAAACAAAAGAAACGCCCGGGAAGGCCAAAAAUGAACAAUCUUUUUAAUGACUAUUUAUUUAUUUAUCUACUUAUUUCAGUGAAGAAUCAGUUACUGUGGGAAUUCCUGUAUGAUGCGCUGAAAAACCCUGGCUACAAUCCACGAUUCCUAAAAUGGGAAAACGAAGUGGAAGGAAUCUUUCGAUUUGUCCAAUCAGAAAUGAUGGCUAAUGUUUGGGGGGAACUUAAGAACAAUGAGAACAUGAACUACGAAAAACUCAGCAGAGCUAUGAGGCAUUACUAUCGCCGUGGAAUCUUGGAGAGAGUAGAAGGCAGGCGCUUGGUAUAUAAAUUCUCAAGAAACGCAAUAGAAAAAUUAAAAUUACGCUCAAAAUAGUUCCACAUUGGAAACAUUCGUCAAAACAUUGUACAGCAAUUUUCUUAAAAUUAGUUUAUCCUUUAAACUAUAGAUUGAUUAUUGCUGCUGACAAAAAUGAAAAUCUACAACAUUGCGCAAAUUUCAAUUCAUUUUCAUAAUUCAGCACUUAGUGUCUUCCAUAUAUAAUAACGCAACUCUUUACUGAGGAGAUUGUAAUACAAAUAUAAAAUUUUAAAUAAACCAUUUACAAUAUUAUUCAAACUUCAAUUAAUUUUCAGUCAUUUAUGUCUUCCAUAUACAAUGCAAUCCUUUGUCAAAAGGAGUGAAAAAUAUGCAAAAUUUAAAAUAAUAUUAAUAAUAAGCAUUAAAAAAAACUGAAACUAUCAUUAAUUUCCCAAGGGACUUGAAAUUACGUUUGAAUGUAUGAGUAUUGUCCAUGCGUGAAUACAUGAAACCAUAGAUGGUUGAAUGGAUAUAUAAACUAAAUAAAAUAGUAUUCAAUAUUUAAUAUUUUCAUAAAACUGAUUAAUAAAAAAGUUAAGAAAAGAGAACUACGUCAACAUUACAAAACCAGAAAUGGAAUUGUGACGAAAGGAUAUUGACAAACCUAUCUGAUUGACUGGCCGAACGAUUAAUAAAAAAAAUCGAUUAAUUAACUGGUAAAAUGGUUAACCAAUUAAACAAAAAAUAAUAAAGAAGUGAAAUAAAACCAGUGUGUGUGCUUAUUAUUGGCAUAAUGACCCUCCCGAGGUACAACACAAUUUGUCUCAACACACAAAUUCACAAACUAAAUACAAAAAACGAAAGGUUCAUUAUCGUUUUUAAUAAAAAAAAACAUUUUUCAUCA